Piliocolobus tephrosceles (Ugandan red Colobus) is the source of this 3747-nucleotide messenger RNA. RefSeq names its product PWWP domain containing 3A, DNA repair factor (gene PWWP3A). NCBI's taxonomy places the organism in Eukaryota, Metazoa, Chordata, Mammalia, Primates, Cercopithecidae. The transcript has 12 exons. Bases 1978 to 3378 code for a protein of 466 amino acids. The record is from RefSeq and is a predicted model, not a curated record. Gene Ontology annotation, cellular component: cytosol; nucleus. Gene Ontology annotation, molecular function: nucleosome binding. Gene Ontology annotation, biological process: chromatin organization; DNA repair.
CGUGUUUUUUUAAUACUGUUUUUUCCUGUGUAGAUUUCUGAUACUUCAAUCCCCCCCCCCCCCCCCGCAAAACAGUUGAAGCCCAUUCUUAAUGGGCUUAUUCAUCAUUUAUGUAAUUCAUUAAUGCUCAUAAAAACCUCACGAGAAAGCAAGUAGUUUGAUUUUAUGUCAGUUUGGAAGCUGAAGAUCUAAACGAGGCAUUCUGUGAGAUCUAUGGAGAGAUUGGUACAAACAUUGAAUACAUGUAAAUUAUACUCAGGGUAGAUCCUAUUUGUGGUUAAAAUAGGGAUAUUUCCUUUUUUUUUUUUUUUUUGACUACCAUGCCAGAAAAAUAGGGAUAUUUCCUUCCCAGAGAUCUGUGUGUCUUUUUUCAGAAACCUCUGUGACAGGCCCAUCAAUUUGGAAAUAUUUGGUUUUUGAGCCUGUCACUCUAAAUUAGUCUUUAACAUUCAAAAGGCAAAUAACUGAUUACCAGGCGGCACAUUGUUCUGCUCCGUGAGUGUCAGGCACUGGGAAGGUGUAGAUUGUCUAGAAUGACGGGGAUUCCGACGCCCCAGUCCUGUGUGAUUGUGGUGAGGGUGCAUCUGCCGUGAGAAUUCCGCGUUCUGAAGAGAGCAAGGAGACUGACCCCGCGUAGUCCAAGCCACUGGCUCCCCUGUUGGUCUUGUGGAGCUUCCCCUGCCCCACUGCUUCCUGCCUGUGUCUUCAGAGCUGCCUCGGACGCAUGCUUGGUCCCCAAGCUCACACUUUCCCUGCGGCUGGGAAGGUAAUUGAAUACUCGAGUUUAAAAGGAAAGCACAUCCUUUUAAACUAAAACGCACCUGCUGGGCUGUAAACAGCUUUUAGUGACAUUACCAUCUAUUCUGAAAAUCUAACAAAGGAGUUAUUUGUGCAGUUGAAAGUAGGAUUUGCCUCAUAAAAGUCACAAUUUGAAUUCAUUUUUACUUUUAAAUCCAGCCAACCUUUUCUGUCUUAAAAGGGGGAUCAAAAAAAAAAAAAAAAAAACCCCAAAACAUUCGCCAGGGUUCUUGCUGCCUCUAACCUCAGGCAGAUGAAUUCCUAGUUGGCUGUGACUUUUGGUUUAAGUAGAAGGUUGAGGAGGAAAAUGAAAUUAAUUCUUUUGUUAUCUAAAGGAAAACAUGUUUGAAAAUGUCUUGGCAGCGUUGGCUGGUGGUGUCUAACGCCAGUUCUGUCUCUGCAGAAUUAAGGUGAAAAGCACCGAAGUUGAGAUCCUAGAGAAGUCUCAAAUUGAAGCCAUUGCCUCCUCGUUAGGGAACGCGAAUCCCCUGAGCUGAAGGAGAAGGAAAAAUGGAUCUGCUUUCUUAAACCUUUCCAGAAUUUGCCCCUAGAACCACUCCUAUUCUUGACGCCCAGAGUGGUCAGUGGUGAGCAUCAAGGUCAUCUCAUUACCUCCGUGGCCUCCAGUACACAAGACGAGGAAGGACUUUGCUGCCAUGAGGGGGAGCCUCACAGAAUGAGGUUCCUGCGGCACCCCUGGAAGAACUGGCCUACAGACGGUCACUUCGCGUGGCUCUGGAUGUUCUGAGCGAGGGGCCCAUUUGGAGUCAAGAAAGCUCUGCAGGGACAGGCAGAGUCAACCAGCCUCUGCGAGAGAAGCCCACGGAACACGUUUCCUCGCCCUGUGAUUCCAACUUCUCAUCUCUUCCCCGUGGAGAUGUGUUGGGCAGUUCCGGACCUCACAGGGGGAGGCAAUGCGUGCAACAAAGCCUGUCAAGUUCGUUCACUUGUGAAAAGGACCCCGAGUGCAAAGCGGACCACAAGAAGGGGCUCAGGAAAAGUGAAAACCCAAGAGGCCUGUCGGUCCUCUCAGCUGGAGGUGGUGCUCAGGGUGAGAGCGGGUCCAGAAUCCACCGCAAAAAUUGGACUCUUGCAAGUAAGAGGGGAAGAAACUCAGUGCAGAAGUCUAGCUUGUGCCGGAAUGGAUCUUCCCUUUCAGAGGGCGAUGCGGAGAGAGACAUGGGGAGCAAGGGAGGCAGCUGGGCAGCCCCGUCCUCGCCCUCCGGGGUCAGGGAGGACGAUCCCUUUGCCAACGCUGAGGGACGCGACCCCGGUCUGCCGUUGGGCAGCCUCACUGUGCCCCCAGCCCCUGAGCCCUCGGCCUGCUCAGAGCCCGGAGAACGCCCUGCGAAGAAGAGGCUACGUCUGGAUGGCAGCCAGAGGCCCCCUGCCGCGCAGCUGGAGCCCAGGGCAGCAGGAGACGCGCCAUCCCCCGGGCCGGGGCCCAGAGAGUCUAUGACCCUGCGCAGCACCACCAGGCCCGGCCCGCCUCCCUCCCACGCCUCUGUGGAUGAGAGCAGACGUCCUCCUUGCCCGGAUUCCCAGAAGCUGGAGGAAGCCUGCCAGUCUUCCGCAGCGUCCAUGGGGUCUGAUUCCAUGCGUUCUGUCCUGGAGGAAGACGACGAAGACGAGGAGCCACCAAGAGUCCUUUUAUACCAUGAACCACGUUCGUUUGAAGUAGGAAUGCUAGUCUGGCAUAAAUAUAAAAAAUACCCCUUCUGGCCUGCAGUGGUCAAAAGCGUCAGGCAGAGAGAUAAGAAAGCAAGUGUGCUCUACAUCGAAGGAAACAUGAACCCGAAAAAGAAAGGUUUCACAGUGUCUCUUAAAAGUUUAAAGCACUUUGAUUGUAAAGAGAAACAGACACUUCUGAACCAAGCCAGGGAGGACUUCGACCAGGCCAUUGGUUGGUGCGUCUCCCUCAUCACUGACUACAGGGUCCGGUUAGGCUGCGGGUCUUUUGCUGGCUCUUUCCUGGAAUAUUACGCGGCUGAUAUAAGCUCUCCUGUCCGAAAAUCCAUCCAGCAGGACGUCCUGGGGACCAGGUUUCCUCAACUGAGCAAGGGGAGCCCUGAGGAGCCUGUGGUGGGGCGCCCCCUGGGGCAGAGGCAGCCCUGCCGGAAAGUGCUCCCCGACCGCUCGCGGGCCGCCCGGGACCGGGCCAACCAGAAGUUGGUGGAGUACAUCGUGAAGGCCAAGGGCGCGGAGAGCCACCUGCGGGCCAUCCUGAAGAGCAGGAAGCCGUCUCGCUGGCUGCAGACCUUCCUGAGCUCCAGCCAGUACGUGACCUGCGUGGAGACCUACCUGGAGGAUGAAGGGCAGCUGGACCUGGUGGUGAAGUACCUGCAGGGCGUCUACCAGGAGGUGGGCGCCAAGGUGCUCCGGCGCACCAAUGGUGACCGGAUCCGGUUCAUUCUGGACGUGCUUCUGCCCGAGGCUAUCAUCUGUGCGAUCUCUGCAGUGGACGAGGUGGACUACAAGACGGCCGAGGAGAAGUACAUCAAGGGGCCUUCGCUGAGCUACCGGGAAAAAGAAAUAUUUGACAACCAGCUCCUUGAAGAGCGGAAACGGUGCCGUUGGUGAUGGAGCAGCCAGCUGUGCUGUCAGCGGGGCCUGGCGGUGGGAGCACCUCCAGUGUGCAUGAGCGUGUCUGAAGAUGGGGGGCUCAGGCACAUUUGCGUUUGGGCCUGUCUGUGCAUUCUGCAUGGCUGUCCUGAUUUCCGUACUUCUGGAGAACCCAUUUUGUUAACAUUGAAAGCCAGUUCUCUUUCCCUGGCAAUUGUUUUUCAUUUUAUUUUUGGCAUUUUUUUCAAGACACCGUUCUGGAAAGGCUUUUGAAAGGACAGAAGCGUGUUCGCCGUGCGUCAGUACUCGUGACUGUGCUAUGGUUUCUCCCGACGUACACGUUGAUCUUGUCUGUGGCAUCUGUUAUUAAACGGGAGAUUUUAAGCA